CCAUUACACAUUACACCUUGGAGAGUAAGACCGGGUUGUUAAAUGGUUCGCUGGAUAAUUGAACCAUCUCCAUGCUUGAACCAUAAUAUGCUUUAACCAUCGUUUCUAAGGUAUGCAAUUCUUAAAGUAAGGAGCUUUGAAUAGGGCCUUGAUGGACAACAUCAUAGGCAAACCAAUGGUGUAUUGUCAGAGGUUUCCAAGAAGUUUCUUGGAUAAGGAUAGGUGAACGUAUGCUGGGAAACAUUAUUUAUUGAAAAACCUUCGUUAAAAAUGGCGACUUCAAGCUGUCUCCUUACGUCUACAUCAUUCAUGAUCAUUUUCUUGGAGAUGGGAUCUCUGAAAUCGUUUGGUGUUUUAUUCAACCCUAUGAUGGAUUCUCUAGAGUGCAGUGCAGCUGAACUGGGGACUGUAAUCGGCAUGUCAAACAGUAUUGGUUUUAUCAUUGCACCAAUCACAGGAAAUCUUGCAAAGCGAUAUGGCAGCCGGGUGUGUGUAAUGACCGGAGGGUUCUUGCUUUUUGUAGGAUACCUUGCCAGUGCGUUCACUUGGAACAUCUUCCAGUUAACCAUUACAUUGGGAAUAACAACAGGUGUUGGUAUGGGCCUUACAUACGUACCACAGACAGUAGCACUGGUAUCGUCACCGUCCGAGCAUUUUCCGGUCAUGUACGCCAUAGCACUUCUAGGUGGGUCAUUUGGUGUUAUGGCGUGCCCUCCUGUAGUCGAUUUUCUUCUCGGAGUCUAUGGCUGGCGUGGAACCUUGAUGAUCAUGUCUGCUGUUAUGUUCCACGUGUCUGUGUUUGGUGCACUGAAUGGUCAACACGUCCAUACGUAUUCAAAGUUAAAUACAACAGACACUGAUCAAGUAUCAAAUGACAAGAAUGAGCCCGGCUUUCGUAAUCGGCUGAAGGGAGUUGCUUCCUGGCUUUCUUCGAAUAUCCUCGCUGAGAAACCAACGCUACUUCUUCAACUCGGUAUUUCUUUACUACAAGGCAUAUCUUCUGUUGCUUGGAUGGUAUUUCUAGUACCUCAUGCAGUAUCAAGAGGUAUAACUCUCUCUGCAGCAGCUCUGCUUUCUACUGGAGGUGGUGUUGGAAACCUUGUUGGAAGACUCCUUAAUAUUCCUCUGCAGGGCUACAAUGUCAUCAGUGCAUUUUGGUUCUUUGUGUUAAUGUGUCUUAUAAACUCCGCGGCAAUGUUCAUGGAUUCAUUUGCCCAAGAUAAUUAUGUGGUCCUGAUGUGUUUGGCUUGUGUCAACGGGGGCGCCAUUGGACUACUAAACAUUCUAGGGACGUUAGUGGUGAAAGAAACGUACGACAAAAGUUUUCUCGUUGAUUUCUAUAUUUUAAGUAACUGCCUCUACGGGCUUGGAGAAAUCAGUGGGAGUUUUGCAGCAGGGUUGCUUUACGACCUGACACGAAGUUACGACCUAGCCUUCGUCGGGCUUGGAAUUGUCAACAUUGUAAUGAUGGUACUCAUGCUGGUGGACGGCGUUAUUCAGCGAUGAUUUUGCCACCAUUUAUUAACAAUUUGCUCAAAAUGCUUUUUGCCCUCACUAAGGUUUGCUUUGAGAGUUUUUAAGUCACAAAUUUUGUUCCCGAUUUUGAACGUAGUCAUCGUUAAUGUUGUAUUCCACGUCGUUGACAGAAAUAUUUUGUAGAUGCCAACACAAGCCAAAACGUUGUUGUAUUACAUGAUAAAUUAAAAAGCCUAUCCGGAAACCCUGAACCGUAACUUCCCCGAGAAAGAGUACCAACCACUAUAUCGUCGCACGAAAAAAAAAAACUUGCUCUAUUACAAUACCUUCCCCGACUGUAGUUAGCUCUCGAAUAAUCGACACCAACCCUAAAACAUCGAUUCAAGUUAAUUUGAAAACAAAUCCAUGGUCUGGUCUGAAGAUUGAAGUCGUCCAUAAAAUAACUGCAUGGCGUGUGAGCCCGGCAAGCUUUCCAUACCACGUUAACCAAUCAAACGUCUACAAAAGAUUGUUUCUAACAGGAUAUACACCAACAACCAGAACUCACAUGACUACAGGCACAAAUUAAAAACUAAUUCCAAGUAUUUAACAAAAAGUCAUUCAAAUUACUUUCACUUGGGUACAUAGACCUAAUAAUAAUAAAAAUUGUGGCUUCUUAUAUAGCGCACAUGUCCGUCACUUGGUGACGCUCCUGGCGCUGUAAC
Molecule: messenger RNA, 2180 nt
Organism: Asterias rubens (European starfish)
Lineage: Eukaryota; Metazoa; Echinodermata; Asteroidea; Forcipulatida; Asteriidae
Product: monocarboxylate transporter 7-like
Exons: 5
Coding region: 271-1506 (411 amino acids)
Biological process (GO): transmembrane transport
Molecular function (GO): monocarboxylic acid transmembrane transporter activity
Source: RefSeq, a predicted model, not a curated record